UAAACACGCACGUACUGCAUGCUCGCAGUACGAUCACGAUGAACAGAUGAAAACACACAUCGCCACACCACAUUCAAAAAUCUUCCGAAGGCAUCCGUCAUCCGUACGUACUUUGUAUAGUAAUUAGUGUACAAUGGACAUGUUUACAUGUACAUCGUGAAAAACACUGUCUAGUAGGCUCGGAAUUAGUUAAAUAUUAAUCACUGUUAUAUGCACACUCAUGCAGUGAUCAAUAACAUUUGUACUUUGUAAAUUGUACGGUCAACCGUUCUGUUUAUUAAGGUAAACCGUUCGUGACGUUGCCGCAGCCUGUAUUAAAACUCAAAGGAAUAUAUUUAGUGGACGUGAAUUAAAUUCGAGAAGAUGGGAAGGAGGACAGUGCAAGACGCCAUUGUGGAUGACAUCCAGAAAAGGAAGUAUCCUACAAAACAUUAUGAAUACGUUAUUCACGUUUCAUGGUCGGAUGGCUCAGUCAAUGUUGUCUAUCGCAGAUACAGCAAAUUCUUUGACUUUCAGAUGAAACUGCUGAGUAUAUUUCCUGAGGAAGCCGGUGCUAGGAACCCUACCCAGCGAAUGAUCCCUUUCCUGCCUGGCAAGAAGCUGUUUGGACGGAGUCAGACCAGGGAGGUAGCUUCCAGGAGACUGGGUCAACUGAAUGAAUAUUGUCAAUUGUUGGUGAGACUGCCCCCCAAGAUUUCCGAAAGCGAUGAAGUACUGCAGUUUUUCACUCCUACUGCUGAAGAUAUUAACCCAGUAACAGAAAGCGACACCUUUGAAGAAGAUCCUACCACAGGGGGUGUGAUAAAGAAAGGUGCAAAAGAGAUCGAUGUGAUCUCGGAUCCCAUCCAGCCAGACCCGUACAUUGUGAUAGCAGACUACAAGAAGCAACAGAAGAACGAGGUGGAUCUACACACUGGGGAUAAUGUGGAAGUCUUUGAGAAAAACGAUAAUGGUUGGUGGUUUGUUAGCUCCAAUGACUCUCAGGGUUGGGCACCGGCGACAUUUCUGAGCAGAGCAGAUGGAGGGGAUGAUGAAGACGGCCUCGCUGGGGGUGGUACGGAGGAGCGUUAUAUCAGCAACAAUUCUUACAAGGCACAGCAGGAGGAUGAGGUCAGCUUUGAAACGGGCGUGGUCUUGAUUGUGAUGCAGAAGAGUCUGGAUGGAUGGUGGAAAGUCAGGUACAAGGAGAAGAUUGGGUGGGUACCAGCGGCCUUUCUACAGGUCUACACCGGCCCCGCGGAUGUGACGGCUAGCACCCCGACCCAGCGUGUUGGUAAUGUGAUGAGUGUUUCUGACAUCAUCAGCAGGCGCCAGGCUGCGGACUCGUCAAAGAACAGCCCCAUGCUCGGAAGAAAAGAUAAUCUUCAUAGUCAUGGCACAGAAGCUAAACCCACCCCACCAAGACGGACCACUGUCAGGAGAACUGUCAGGAAAGGAGCGACACGGAAAAGGCGGCCAACAGCUACGAAGAAGACCUUGGAGUACUACACCGUGGCGGACUUCUCAGACAGUGCUGGGGAUAGCAUCAGCUUUAAAAGUGGUCAGAAAGUUCAGAUUAUCCAAGAGACUGAAUCUGGUUGGUGGCUGGUCAAGAUAGGAGACGAAGAAGGCUGGGCACCGUCCUCCUACAUGGAAGCCAAGGAGGAGACAGUGGCCGAGACCAGACCGCAACCAUCCAAUAGGGAGUCACUCGACGAGGAGACCGGCGAAUCUAGUCCCCGCCCCCCUAGACCCCCACCACCAACUGGUAGAAAGAUCAGCAAUGGCGGCGCCACGAGCAGCAGCAGUGGUACCGGUGGGUUCAGGCCGGUAUCCACUCCAGGAGGCUCCAAGAGUAGCGGUGCAGCUAGCGCUUUCAGACCGGUAUCCAUGCCAUCAAGUAACAACGGCAGGCCAUUGCCUGUCACCCCGGCUUUCAAACCAGCCCCACCGGCUUUAAAACCAACCCCCCAGACGCAACCCAAACCAUUCAGGCCCAGUUCUGGAGGGGGAUCGAACCUCAUCCAGAAUGCCCAGGCCAACCUCAAGCCAGUCAGAAGUCAGUCUAAACCGCCACUGGUCAACCGUCAGAAGAAGCCAGGGGCACAACCAAAUGGAAGUCCUAUUGGGACACCUGGCUCCAACGUCCAACCCUCGCAAAUCGCCGAUCUCCAAAACCAGCUGAAAUCCCUGAAGACUCCAAGCUCCGGUGGAGUCAGGGACCGGAGGCCCUCCAAUGCCUACGUGACGACAGCCGCCUACGAAAAUGUCGACGACGAUGACGGAUUGAGUUUUGAGGAAGGAGUACAAGUGGAGGUGAUAGAAGAAAAUGACACCGGUUGGUGGCUGGUCCGUAUUGCUGGAGAAGAGGGCUGGGCACCGUCGACUUAUCUUGAAAAGGCAUGAUGUGCUACCAACAAGAAUUACUUUCUUCAUGUCAAAAUUUGUUUUCUUUAUAUAAGAUGUUGUAACAGGUACUUGUCUGUGGUAUAGUGACUAUGGUAUGCCAAGCUUUUGCACUUUACAGCAGAGGCAGUAUAUUUUUAUGGUUUAUAUUUAGAAAAAGCAACAUUUUAGAAAAACCAACAUUACACCAAAAUAUUCUUGAAGAGUAGGAGUUUUAACUACCAACAGUUCUUUAAUUUUGGCUGUCAAGUUGCUGAUUCAGGCAAAUGAAACAAUUGGAAUUGUUAUUGAAAGAACCCAAAUUAAAAUGUUUAAGCAAAUUUCAGAAAGAGAAAUCAUAAGAAAGAAUCCUUUUGCGCACCAUAGCUUUUUAAAUUGUUAACCAGUUCACACCGGAGGCCGUGUAUACACGCAAAAGUUGGGUAUUCGGAAUGGAUGAUAAAUAAACACGUAGGGAGCGAGGCCGGAAACAUCUGUCAGCGACCCGCUCG
Molecule: messenger RNA, 2876 nt
Organism: Patiria miniata (bat star)
Lineage: Eukaryota; Metazoa; Echinodermata; Asteroidea; Valvatida; Asterinidae
Product: SH3 and PX domain-containing protein 2A-like
Exons: 14
Coding region: 364-2385 (673 amino acids)
Biological process (GO): superoxide anion generation
Molecular function (GO): phosphatidylinositol binding; superoxide-generating NADPH oxidase activator activity; protein binding
Source: RefSeq, a predicted model, not a curated record